Urocitellus parryii (Arctic ground squirrel) is the source of this 2471-nucleotide messenger RNA. It is a transcript of the gene Cyb5b, whose product is annotated as cytochrome b5 type B. Gene Ontology annotation, molecular function: heme binding. NCBI's taxonomy places the organism in Eukaryota, Metazoa, Chordata, Mammalia, Rodentia, Sciuridae. Gene Ontology annotation, cellular component: intracellular membrane-bounded organelle; mitochondrial outer membrane. The record is from RefSeq and is a predicted model, not a curated record.
CCGAGGAGGGCCUAGAGCGGGCUCUGCCUCAAGGAAGUUAGCUGCAGAAACCCAGAUUGCCGCGGAAAGGAGGUGUCUCGGGUUCAAUGGCGACUGAAGAAGCUAGCGGCAGCGAUGGGAAAGGGCAGGGCGGCGAGAGCUCCGUCACCUAUUAUCGGUUGGAGGAGGUGGCAAAACGCAACUCCUCGAAGGAACUAUGGCUGGUGAUCCACGGGCGAGUGUACGAUGUCACCCGCUUCCUCAAUGAGCAUCCUGGUGGAGAAGAGGUUUUGCUAGAACAAGCUGGUACAGAUUCAACUGAAAGCUUUGAAGAUGUAGGCCAUUCCUCUGAUGCCAGAGAAAUGCUAAAGCAGUACUACAUCGGUGACGUCCAUCCGAGUGACCUUAAACCUGAAGGUGGUAACAAGGAUCCUUCGAAAAAUGAUACAUGCAAAAGUUGCUGGGCAUAUUGGAUUUUCCCCAUCAUGGGCGCUGUUCUCGUAGGUUUCCUGUAUCGUUACUACGUGGCGGAAAGUAAAUCCUCCUGAGGAGACCGUGUUGAAGUGUGGGAAACACAACCACUUGGGAGUAAAAAUUGGAGACUUGCUGUGAGGGCUAUAUUGGUGUCCUCUUGCUUGAAUCCUGCUGGUUGUAUUCUUCCCCCUUGGAGCCAAGACAGUUGACCAGACAUCCACCUCCAAUCUGGGACCAGUGUCCUUCAUCUCUGAGAGCCUUACUCCCAAACUACCUGCUCACUGUCCUGUGUCUUUGCCAUGUUUCUUCUCUUAUUUCCACAGUAUCCUUACAUUUCAAACAUUUGUGUUAACGAUUGUAAUUCAUAUGUCAUAGUGACAUUAUUCUUUAGAACAAAUGCUCGCUUUCCAGUAAUUUGAAUGCACAUUAUACAUUCUUACCAAGGCAGCACUCUAAUUUUGAAGGUUUUCUUUUCCCAUAUUUCUUUCAAGUAAAUAUUUUUUAAAAUUCUGAUAAUUCUAUUAUCACAAGAAGUUUAUUCAUGAAGUUAGGUACACAUCUGUUAAAACACACUGCCAAAUGAUCUUGUUCCCUUUUAUAUUUGUUAAAAGCAGAAAGAACUAUGUGGUUAUCUCCCUUGCAGGCUAAUAUAAGCUGAUAGCUCCUCCCACUCCCAGCCCCUUUUCAUUCCAAGGGAUGCUGAACAAAGAUGUGCCUCCCUUUGGUUUCUUGUGGGUGAGAAAAGCCAAAGGAAGGGAGGGAUGAAUUGAGGUGACAGAACCCUGGCAAGUUCAGAGUAAUCUUUUGAAAACACUACUUUAAGAUGGGAGUUUAGAAAUGACACCAAAUCUUCUCUUUGAUUUGGCACUAAUUUCUAACCGUCUUUUUCUACCUUUAUUUUAUUGGUAAAAUAUAAGUGUAUAAUUAUGUCUGUAGAGCCUACCAGGGAUUCUUGCUGCUGUUUUGUUUAUCAAUUAGCAAUUUUUGGUUCCCAGUUUUACACAAGUAAGAGAUUUCAGUUUGGUCUUUUGUUCAUCCGAGUAAAAUAACUUCCAUAUAAAAUGUCAUUUGAAAGUGGGAGAUCAUGACAAAAAGCAGUUUUCCAUUUCAUCUGUAUUUUACCUCCAUGGCUCCAACUUGUGGUUUUGUGCUUUCCAUUAAGAUUAAAGAAUUGGCAUUUUUUUCCCCUUCCUUGGAUGUGUGUUUCAUUGAAAAGUAGGUUAUUAUUUAGAAUUAUUUACUAUUUCUUAUUGGGCCAGGUAUUCCUCUGGCAUUUUUUACUCCUCUUUUCCCCUACUGCCCUCACCACAAGGAAGCACCUAAAUAGAUAGUUUACUGGCUGUUUUGUGUCAGUAGCUAUGGUGAUUUUUCUCUCUAUUCUUUGAGGAUUAUUAGUUUGCUUCUGGGCCAUUGUCAUUUCCAGCAAGGAGCAGCUGGUUCAGAAGGACUAUAGAUGCUGCUCAGAAUCUUCUCCCUCCCUUCCAGUUUGCCUAGUACUUGAGGAGACAGGAAACUGACCAGUAAACCAAGUCUGCUCAUUACAAACUAUUUAAGAAAAAGUUCAACCCAGAUUUUAUAUCCUGUGACUUAGAAGUUGAAUGAAUUCAGAAUUCAUCAAAAUAAUAUUAAUCUUUUUCUUGCAUACUUGGAUAUGAUAUUUUGGAGUUAUUUCUGGCUGACUUUUUUUAUAUAUCUGACAUGGAUAUAAUAAAACUUUUAUCUUUAGAAAAUAUUUGUAUUAUAAGAUGCUACUUUAAGAAAAUGCAUUAAAUAGUUGGCUAUUAUGUAACAAGUAGUAUGACUUGAUACACCUCCAUUUAAAGACAAGAAAGGGUUGUCUUAAAUAAGGAUUGGUAUGUAAUUGCUAUAAUAGUUAAGUUGCAUGAUUACUUGGAGUGGAUUGGGAUAGAGGUAAAGAACAAAGGAGUAUUGAGGACUUGGAAAUGGAAUGCUCAAAGCUAAUGCUAAGCUAGAAGAUAACUUGGAUCAAUUGUAAAGUAUUUUGGCAGUAUCUAAAA